UCAUUCUAUUGUGAAAUUCCAAGAAAUUAGACAGCCUUACAGGCGGAGACUCCUAGACUGUCCUUCCUUUCCACGGUUCCACUUCCACCCGCAGACUGACACAGAAGCUUUUCCAUGGACGGAACGGGAAGGAAUAAUGGUCCUGAGGCCGGAGCUGAGCUGAGCUGAUGAUAUCUGGGUUAGAGCCCCUCGCAUACCCGCGUCCCCAAAAUACAAAUUAAAUGGCAAUUUUAACUACACCGUCAAAUUCACCGGCACUCCAACCUUCGUCUCCCACCUCUGAACUACAACAACAGCUCUGUCCAACCUCCAAGUCCACGGUAUGCUUCAACGCUCUUAACCCAUUUCAUUUAUGUACUACUAAGUUCAUGACAACCAGGAAACCAUCAUCACUCUCUGCUUCGACGACCUCAGCUUUUCACAAUUCCGGAUCUCAAGGAUUCGGGGUUAAGGCUCUUCAGACGCUGCCUACUGGCAGCCCUGCUUCGUCGACGAACCUAUACGUAUCAGAUUCGGAUGUUUCUUUCGUCACCAACAUGAUUAGGGAUUACACAGCCAACGGAUUGUUCAAGGAUGCCAUUGGGGUCUAUCUAAAAUUGCUAAAUUUCGGUAUCCUUACGCAACAACUUCCAUUUUUCCCUUCUUUGAUUAAGGCUUUCGCUGGACUUCUUGAUUUGAGAAUGGGUCAGCAGAUCCAUGGGCAUGUCUUGAAAUUUGGACUUUUGACGGAUGUUUAUGUCGCCAAUUCGCUUCUGGCCAUGUAUUGGAAAUGUGGAGCGCUUGAGGAUGCACUUCAUUUGUUUGAAAAUAUUCUCAACAGGGACUCCGUAUCUUGGAAUACGAUGAUAUCGGGUUUUGAUCAAUCAGUGAUGCCAUUACAAGCCUUAGUGAUGUUUCGCAGAAUGGUGCGGGAAUUGGGUGCAAUCCCAAAUAGAGUGGCUUGUCUCUCUGCUCUCUCAUCCUGCUCUUCCUGUGGCUCUUUACUUCACGGCAAAGAAAUCCAUGCAUUUGUCACCAAAAAUGGAUUGGAUCUGGAUCCAUCUCUUGUUAACGAGAUGAUUGGCAUGUACAUGAAAUGUGGGCAUCUAAGGAAUGCAGAACAUGUUUUUGGGAUUUUGCUUGAGAGGGAGCAUCUAAGGGAAAACACUCUCAUUUGGAAUGCGAUGAUUUCAGGUUACGUUUUCAAUGGGUGUUUCUGGGAUGCUUUCGCUCUAUUCCAGAAAAUGUUGAUGUUGGGGAUAAAUUUAGAUUCUUCGACAAUGGUGACUGUUUUGGUUUUAUGUUCUCAGUUAUUGGAUCUAAAAGUUGGAAGGCAAAUCCAUGGCUACAUUGUCUGUGUCGGACUCAAGCUAAAUGCAAGAAUUGAGACUGCAAUUUUAGAUAUGUACUGUAAAUGUGGUGAAAUCCAGGAUGGUUUAAAUGUAUUUGAAAGGUCUUCUAAUAUGAAUUUUGUUAUGUGGGGUGCCAUUAUUGCAGGUUGUGCUCAGAAUGGUCUUUCAACAAAGGCAUUGGAAUUGUUUUCUAAAUCUAGAGUAGAAGGUGGUUUAGUUGAUCCGAUCACUGUUCUGGCUGUGCUACGGGCAUGUUCUUCUCUGUCUCUUAUGCUUAAUGGAAUGGAAACUCAUGGACUUGCAAUCAAGAUGGGUUUUAGUUCUGAUGUUUUCAUUGGUGGUGCUUUAACGGAUAUGUAUGCAAAGUGUGGUGACAUUGAAUCUUCUCAAAGAAUUUUUCUCGGACUUUCCGCACGGGAUGUGAUUUCAUGGAAUGCUCUGGUAUCUGGAUAUGCACAGAAUGAUUAUGCAGACAAAGCUUUAAAGGCAUUUCGUAAUAUGCAGUAUGAACUUGUUAGACCUAAUACUGUAACAUUUGCAAGUAUUCUCUCGGUAUGUGCCCGUCUGUCUGCUUUGAUCUUGUGCAAACAAAUCCACUGUUACCUCAUACGAAAUAGGUUUGAUGCCAAUGUGCUUGUUAGCAAUUCACUGAUUUCUGCAUAUGCCAGGUGCGGAGACAUAAGCAGUGCCUUGAUUAUAUUCAAUGGAAUCUCUGAAAGGAAUGAAAUAUCAUGGAAUUCAAUGAUAGCUGGGCUUGGUAUACAUGGCCACAUGGAUGAUAUGCUUGCUUUAUUCGAUAAGAUGAAAGCAGCUGACAUAAAGCCUGACCAUGUGACUUUUACAGCUAUUCUUUCAGCUUGCAGCCAUGCCGGGAGAGUUGAUGAAGGAUGGAGACAUUUUAGAAGCAUGGUCAAAGAUUACAAUUUGAAGCCUGAACUUGAACACUAUACUUGCAUGGUUGAUUUGUUGGGUCGAGCUGGCCAUCUAGACCAGGCAUUCAAUAUGAUCAUGGAUAUGCCUUGUCAGCCUGAUGGUCACAUAUGGGGAUCAUUACUUGCAUCUUGCAAAAUCCACUGCAACGCAGAAAUGGCAGAACGUGCAGCUAAUCACUUGUUUAAGCUUGAUUCUAGCAGCAUGGGGUACCAGAUCCUCCUCUCUAAUAUAUAUGAAGAUUUUGGGAGAUGGGACAAUGUUUCCAGGAUUAGAACAGCAAUCAAAGAUAUGGGCCUUAAGAAGAAUCCUGGUUGCAGUUGGAUCGAAGUUAACCAUAAACUCCAUGUAUUUGUUGCCAAGGACCGAUCACAUUAUCAAUCAGAGCAGAUACAUGCUACACUUGAAAUUUUGACAAAAGAUAUUACGGGGGCUGGUUAUAUUCCUCAGUCAUACCCACUAAGUAUCCAACACGAUGAAACUAGUGGAGAAGGCAUUAUUUAAAUCCUUCUGCACUUAAAAAUGUGAGACCUUGUGCGUAUUACCGGCCAUAAGAGAGAUGACCAAUACAUUGCUUUUAAUUACCAGGACCUUUGACUCCACGGGUGUGCUCAAGACUUACAACUUAAAUCCAUUUAAGGGAAUGAAGAUGAAUUACAUUUAUUUUGAAUUGUUGGUGGAUGCUCAGAAGAUUCAGGGCUGACCCUUUUUUCUGCUUGGGAGUUUCUUUCUUGGCGAUAGUGCUUCCAUUUCCAAUGGAUCUAGUGGCUUUGUGUGCCAGGAAAUGUUAUCACAGGUAGCGCUAAAGAUCUUCAGAAGAUUCUUCCUUAAAAUGUUUUGGUACCUACUUGGACAGAACAUAGUAGGAUUUCAAUGGACAGUCAUGAAUUCAUUCUAACUUUCUAAAACAUUUUCAUGAGGCAUAAAGAAGAUUUUUGCCUGAAUAUCUACAACGUGGAAUUAAUUUGGAAGCUUUAGCGUGAAGUGUUUGACGAGAGAUAAUUUUGCAUUUGGAAUCUAGGAAUGGUGGACAAGUUCAAUUUCAAAUCCCUGAAUGGUAGUCAUGUGGAAAGUGGAGGCAUCUAAGAUCACUAAGGCGAAAUCAGACAGUGUUAUUAGCAUUUUCUGUUGCUCAUGGCCAUUGGAAUCCAGGAAUGGUGGACAAGUUCAAUUUCAAAUCCCUUAAUGGUAGUCAUGUGGAAAGUGGAGGCAUCGAAGAUGGCCAAGGCGAAAUCAGACAGUGUUAUUAGCAUUUUCUGUUGCUUAUGGCCUGUAGUAGCGGAACCAGACUGUUGUGUCAAGAGCUAAUGGUCCAACUAUUGAGUGGGUCCAGAUCCUAACAAGUAUCAUUUGGAAUGUUGUGGAAGCUGAACGAUUUCUAUACAAGUCACCCAGUAAUUUUACAGAUACACCAUUGUUCAGAUUUUUGUGGUGCAAAUUUACAGAUAAAGAAGCAUUGUGUAUAGCUUUUUUUCACUAUUUCUGUUAAAUUUACAGAUAGAGAAGCAAUUUACGUAGGUUUUUCUCACUAGUUCUGUUCUCGAUUCAUUCUUUUUGAAUAAGUUCUAUGUAAUGUGUCACAAAUCCUUGCUUGGAUGGCAGGCUUAGGAUUCCAGUCUAGUCUUUUCCUCUUGAGUAAGGGGAGGAGGAGUUGGCAGAGCAUUCUCUCUGGUUGUCCCACCCUAGUCUCUCCUCUUUUCUCAUCUUUACCUUGCUGUUUUUAGCUGUAAUAUACUAAUAAAUAUUUUCCCUCUUUCUUUC
Macadamia integrifolia is the source of this 4022-nucleotide messenger RNA. Its product is annotated as pentatricopeptide repeat-containing protein At4g21300-like. Bases 222 to 2765 code for a protein of 847 amino acids. Gene Ontology annotation, molecular function: RNA binding; protein binding. NCBI's taxonomy places the organism in Eukaryota, Viridiplantae, Streptophyta, Magnoliopsida, Proteales, Proteaceae. The transcript has 2 exons. Gene Ontology annotation, biological process: RNA modification. The record is from RefSeq and is a predicted model, not a curated record.